UGAUGGACCGGCGCACCACUUUGUAUAACCGCGCCGUCACCCAUUACCACAAGGCCAAGCUGGACCGGGCCGACUUGGCCCGCGAGCUGGAAGCCGUCAAGGUUGAAGCCGCCAAGGUCCCGCAGCUGGAGUCGGAUCUCCGAGCCGCUCGCGCCCAGUGCGCCGAGAGCGAGGAGGCGGGCCGAUCCGCCGCCGGCAAGCUCAAGCUGGCUGAGCAGGAGCUGACGCGGCUGCGCCUGCUGGAGCAGAACCACCUCGCUGAGCUCAACUCCCUCGGGACGGCGGAGAAGGAGAAGGUGGAUGAUCUGAGCCGGCGGCUGACGGAGGUGGAGAAGCAGCGGCUUGCGCUGCAGGAGGAGGUCACCGCCAAGUCCACAGAGCUGACGGCUACCGCCAAACGCUGGACCGACGAGUUUAGCGCGCUUGAUCGCGGCUUGGUUCCUUUCUCAACGCUGCUGCUGAAGACGAAAGGGUAA
Molecule: messenger RNA, 476 nt
Organism: Lolium perenne
Lineage: Eukaryota; Viridiplantae; Streptophyta; Magnoliopsida; Poales; Poaceae
Source: RefSeq, a predicted model, not a curated record